CGUGGGCAGGGGCCACCGGUGGGGGUGACCGGGGCUCGCCGGGUGCGGGGAAGCCCCGACUAAGGCCCAGCCUGCCGACCGCUGCGCCGGGCCACGGGGCGUGCGGAGAGGCCGGCGCCGGGCCUGCCGCGGGCGGGACCCCCGGGUGCGCCGCCUCCGUUCCGCGCUUCAGCCGGCCCCGGGCCGGAGGUGGGACCAGCCGGUGCCAGCAGGAAUCGCCGGCGAGCCGGGGCCUUCCCGGGGUGCGCCAGCCCGCAGGGCGGCACACCGGGACGGGGUCCUGCUGCAUCCCCUGCCCUGCCGGGCCUGGAGGAGCUCCUGUCUCUCAUACUGAAUUCCCAGAAAAGGAUGGAGAAUAUUCUGGCUGGUUUGUGUGGAACCAGCCCAGAAGAUCCACUCCCUGUGUGGGUUCAUGGCAGUGUUAGCCACUGCUUUGAUCAGCUGGCAUUAAAUGUGAUUCCUCAUGUGAUCCUUGCAGCGGUCAGUGCCUGCUUCCUUGGCGCUCCAAGAUCUGUCUCUGGGGUGCCUUGCAGGCCAGGCUGGGGAUGCAGAAUCAUCGCCUCCUUUGUACUUGCUGGCCUAUUCCUUGCUGAUACCAUCCCAGCCACCGUUUCUCAGCAGGAGCUGGGCCCUGUGUACCUGGAAGUGUUGGCAAAUGGCACUGCCACCCUGACAUGGCUCACACAUGGCCUCGCACUUCUCAUGCUCUGCAGGUCCAUUCACGGCUCUACCAGGGGCCCUGCAGUCCUGACUCUGCUCACUCUCUUACCCCUACCUUCCUUCAUCAUCACACUGGUGUGGUACUGCCAAAGUGGGACAGCUUGGUCCCCUGCCCACCCUGCUGCCUCCUCCAGGUUUGCCAUUCUGUGUCUGCAGCUGGCCUCUCUGCUUGUGUAUGUGAUCGGCUACCUCUUCCCCACUGCUGGCAGGCAAGACUUCCUCUCCAUCAAUCGCUCCUGGCAACAAGACCUGCUUGUCCCAGAGUCAAGGUUCCCAGAGCCUGAUCAGCAGAGAGUGGCAGAAGAUGGUGAGAGCUGGCUCUCUCACUUCUUUUAUGUUUGGAUGAACCCUCUUAUGAAAUGUGGUUAUCAGUGGAAGCUGAACCAGCCCCAGGACGUCUAUGUGCUUCCUCGCCUACUCCAGACUGCCAGGGUCUGUGAUCGUUUCUACUCUUGCUGGCAGAAGAAGGCAGCUCUGCACCAAGUAGAGGAGGAGCCAGUGUCUCUUACUAGCCCAAUCAUUGCUGGAGAUGAUGGGACUGGCAAUGCCCUGGACAGCUCACACCGUGCCCAGGAAGCUGUGCGACUCUUCUCAGUCCUUCAUGCGGCCUUUGGGCUUCAUUUCUACUCCCUUGGACUUCUCAAGUUGGCUGGCAACCUGCUGGAUUUUUCAGGUCCUUUGCUUCUGAACCUGCUGGUGAACUUUAUGGAGUCACGGCAGGAGCCUCUGAGCCACGGGGUGCUCUAUGCCCUCGGGCUCUUUGCUGGCUCCUUCCUGGGAGCUCUCUUGCGGAACCAGUUCAGCUAUGAGGUGAAUAAGGUGAUGCUGAUGGUGCGGGCUGCUGUCAUCUCUGCCAUCUACCGCAAGGCUCUGCGCGUCAGCAGCACCAGCCUUACCCGCUUCACUGUGGGGGAAAUCGUCAACUUCAUGAGCACAGACACCAGUAGACUGAUCAACUUCUGCCAAAGCUUCCACGAGGUGUGGAGCCUGCCUUUCCAGUUUUCCAUUACUCUCUACCUCCUCUAUCAGCAAGUGGGGGUAGCCUUUCUAGGAGGCUUGGCCCUGGCACUGCUGCUUGUGCCCAUCAACAAGAUCAUAGCUAACUGCAUCAUGAUGAACAACAAGGAGAUGCUGAAACACAAGGACAUACGGGUCAAGCUAAUGACAGAGUUCCUGUGUGGCAUUCGUGUGAUCAAGUUUUAUGCUUGGGAGAAGCACUUCAGCACCAGGAUAAAUGCUUGCCGGGCUAAAGAGCUGCAGAUGUUACAAGCUAUCAAGUACCUGGAUGCUGUGUGUGUGUAUCUUUGGGCAGCACUGCCUGUUGUUGUCUCCAUUGCCAUCUUCAUCACGUAUGUCCUGUUGGGUCACCAGCUCACUGCCACAAAGGUGUUCACAGCAUUGGCCCUUGUCGGGAUGCUUAUUCUCCCCCUCAACAACUUCCCGUGGGUGUUGAAUGGGACCUUGGAAGCCAAAGUUUCCCUGGAUCGAAUCCAGCGUUUCCUUGAACUUGUGGACCAGGACCUGGACACUUAUUAUGCCCUAGAUAGCCCUUCAGGUACUGCUACUGCCAUGGAGAUGCGAUGUGCAGUCUUCUCGUGGGUGCCAGUUGAGGAGGAAAGCACCAGGCAUCCCUUAUCCACAGGCACUCUGCACCUGCACAUUGAGAACCUGUCAGUGAGAAAGGGGAUGCUCCUAGGGGUUGUUGGGAAGGUUGGCUCUGGCAAAAGCUCUCUGCUUGCAGCCAUCACUGGAGAACUCAUCAAACAAGGUGGACAAGUGUAUAUUUGUGACCUGGAGCAAGGAUUUGGUCUGGCCACUCAGGAGCCUUGGAUACAGUUUACCACUGUCCGUGAGAACAUCCUUUUUGGGCGGGAAUAUGAUGCCAGGCUGUAUGAGGAGGUGGUGGAAGCCUGUGCCCUCUCUGAGGACUUGAACAUUUUACCAGCAGGUGACCAGACACAGGUGGGUGAAAAUGGUGUGACACUCAGUGGAGGACAGAAGGCUCGAAUAGCCCUUGCCAGAGCCGUUUACCAGGAGAAAGAGCUUUACCUCCUUGAUGAUCCCCUGGCUGCUGUAGAUGCAGACGUAGCCAACCAUCUUAUGCGGAAAUGCAUUCUUGGAGUUCUCAAACACAAGACCAGGAUCCUUUGCACCCACAGGACGGAGUUUUUGGAGAAAGCCGAUGCCUUGUUGUUGAUAGACAAUGGCAGGAUAGUUAAGACAGGCACACCAGCUGAUAUCCUGCCACUCGUGGAAGCCUUCCCCAAGUUCAAGGAUAUGGACAAGAGGCGGAAGGAUGAAGCCCCUGAUGAACAGAGCCAAGAAGAGGCUGUAGAGACAGAGGCAGAAGAAUCAACCCAAAACAAUCAUCUUGUCCACAAGGAGGAAGAGAAGAAAGAAGGGGCAGUGGCUUUUCAGGUGUACAAGGCAUAUUGGCUGGCAGUGGGCAGCUGCAUGGCAUUAUCCAUCCUCUUCUCGCUGCUCCUGAUGCAAGCAUCCAGAAAUAUCUCAGAUUGGUGGCUGUCACACUGGAUCUCCAGCAUGUCCCAGGCAGCAAAUUCCUCUGUGAUGGUCUGCGCAGCUUCCUCAACUUCCCCAGAGCUUCUCUUCUCCGUUGUUGGGCUUGUCUCCCCCAUUCAAGCUCUGGACAUCACCCCAGUCCCUUCCAAUGCCUCAAUGGAUGUGAAUUUCUACCUGAUAGUUUAUGGGAGCAUUGCAGGGGCCAACUCCCUCUUCACCAUUCUUCGGGCCUUUCUCUUUGCUUAUGGUACUAUCCGUGCUGCCGCUGUCAUUCACAACCGACUGCUCCAGAGAGCUCUAAAGGCCACAGUCACCUUCUUUGACACCACACCAACGGGCCGGAUCCUGAACCGCUUCUCCUCAGACCUGUACUGCGUGGAUGACAGCCUACCAUUUAUCCUCAACAUCUUCCUUGCCAACAUGUACGGGCUCUUGGGCAUGCUGGUGAUAAUCACCUAUGGCCUCCCUUGGAUUGGUCUGGUCUUACUCCCGCUGGCUGCCCUCUACUUCUCCAUCCAACGCUACUACCGGCGCACAUCCCGGGAGCUCAAGCGCCUUUACAGUGUCACCCUGUCUCCCAUUUACACUCACUUUUCAGAGACCCUCUCAGGACUGAGUAGCAUCAGAGCCAUGCGGGCAACCCGGAGGUUUGAGUUGGAGAAUGAGCUGCGCCUGGAGCAGAACCAGCGCUGCCUCUUUGCCAGCAACACAGCGAUGCAGUGGCUGGACAUCCGCUUGCAGAUGAUUGGGGUUGCUGUGGUUACUGCUAUUGCAGGAAUUGCCAUCAUCCAGCACCAGAAGCAACUGGGAAACCCAGGACUUGUGGGUCUGUCACUCUCAUAUGCCUUGUCUGUCACAAACCUGCUCUCAGGCCUCAUUUCCAGCUUCACUCUGACAGAGACCAUGAUGGUGAGUGUGGAGCGGACAGAGGAGUACACCACAGACAUCCCCAUGGAGCCCCAGGAUAAACUGCUCCAGGUUGCUGCUGACUGGCCAAGCCAGGGGCUUUUGGAGUUCCAGAAAGUGGUCCUGGCCUACCGAGAGGGCUUGCCUAAUGCGCUUGAUGGUGUGAGCUUCACCAUUUACCCCAGAGAGAAGGUGGGGAUUGUGGGUCGCACAGGAUCUGGAAAAUCCACCCUUUUCUUGGCCCUUUUCCGUAUGCUGGAGCUGAAAUCAGGACGGAUUCUCCUGGAUGGUGUUGACAGCAAGCUGGUGGGCUUGGAGGAGCUGAGAUCUAGGCUGGCCAUCAUCCCCCAGGAUCCAUUUUUGUUCAGUGGCUCAAUCCGAGAGAACCUGGACCCCCAGGGAAAACGGACAGAUGCUGAGCUCCACGAGGUGCUAGAGCAGUGCCACCUGCAGGAUGCUGUAACUCAGAUGGGUGGCUUGGACAGCGAGCUGGGAGAGAGGGGAAAGAGUCUGUCCGUGGGACAGAGGCAGCUGGUGUGUCUGGCAAGAGCCCUCCUGACACAGGCCAAGGUGUUGUGCAUCGAUGAGGCCACAGCCAGUGUGGAUCAGAAGACAGACCAGCUGCUGCAGCAGACCAUCCGCCAGCGCUUUGCUGACAAAACUGUUCUGACGAUUGCUCACAGGUUGAACACCAUCUUGGACUCAGACCGUGUGCUGGUGAUGCAAGCUGGGAGAGUGGCAGAGCUGGAUUCACCUACCCACUUAAGCCAGAAAGAUGGCUCCUUGUUCCAGUGCCUCCUGCACAGUGGGCAGCUGUGACCUCCCUCCUGGGCUGAGCCCAGGCAGCCCUCCUGGCUUUGUGCCUGGCUUUCCUCUCACUCAGCCACAAGCCCUGUCCCUGCAGGGCCAGGAGCUGCUGAGGUGAGGAAAGGAAUUAUUCCUGCCUGCAGGUAGCGAUUGUUUGUCCUCGGGGAUGGAGGCAUGGCACUGUGGCCUUUCCUUUAGUAGGGAAGACGGGACUUGGUGUUCAGGGCCAUGCAAGCCUGGCUGGUGGAAUACUGCUCCCCUCCAAGGAUCCCCUUUGAGAUUACAGAGGGAUUUUCUGCUCACUGAAGAAUCAGUGACUCCUAAUCUGAGACUUAGUCUCACAUGCAGUUUAAAAUAAAGUGGAAACAUCCUUGUGAA
This is a messenger RNA of Falco peregrinus (peregrine falcon), 5331 nucleotides long. It is a transcript of the gene ABCC10, whose product is annotated as ATP binding cassette subfamily C member 10. Gene Ontology annotation, molecular function: ABC-type transporter activity; ATP hydrolysis activity; ATP binding. Bases 349 to 4965 code for a protein of 1538 amino acids. Lineage: Eukaryota; Metazoa; Chordata; Aves; Falconiformes; Falconidae. Gene Ontology annotation, cellular component: membrane. Gene Ontology annotation, biological process: transmembrane transport. The transcript has 22 exons. The record is from RefSeq and is a predicted model, not a curated record.